Molecule: messenger RNA, 1972 nt
Organism: Galleria mellonella (greater wax moth)
Lineage: Eukaryota; Metazoa; Arthropoda; Insecta; Lepidoptera; Pyralidae
Product: pickpocket protein 28-like
Exons: 14
Coding region: 65-1822 (585 amino acids)
Biological process (GO): sodium ion transmembrane transport
Cellular component (GO): membrane
Molecular function (GO): ligand-gated sodium channel activity
Source: RefSeq, a predicted model, not a curated record
AAAAUAGUUUGAAACAACUGGCUUCCUUCAAUGGUACAAGACGCUAGCUGUAUUUAAAAAUAUAAUGGCAGAGUCUCUCAUAACAAUGCAAGAAAUUAAUCACAGGUCAGAAAGCAUUGGAAAAACGCCAGAGACUGAUUGGGAUAGUCAGCGUGAUGUAAAAGUUAAGAAAAAGUCAAAUUUUGUAAAAGAUUACUUAAUUGAUUAUACAUCUAAUUCAAACCUUCAUGGCCUUAAAUAUCUUGGAGAAAAACAAAGAACUUCGGUUGAAAGGGUAUUCUGGUUUUUCGUAUUCACAUGCUGCGUGGUACUUUGUGCCGGAUUGAUAAGAAAAGUGUGGAUAAAAUGGAAUGUGAGUCCAGUAAUUGUCAGUUUUGCAGAAUCGUCUACCCCUGUUUGGCAGAUACCAUACCCAGCUGUGACCGUAUGCUUAGAAACAAAAGCCAAACAGUCCGUGUUCAAUUUUACAGAAUAUUACCACCUUUAUAAUGAUUCUGGAACACGUGAAAACUUGACGACUUAUGAACGAAAUCUGUACGAAGAUGUAACGCUAGUUUGUGAUGACCAUCUCGCCCCUCCUCAAGGCAGAAAAUUUGGAUUUGGUAAUGAAACUGUUACAAAUAUAAAAGAGGUAUCACCGAACAUAACCGAUGCAUUUUUUGGCUGUAAAUGGAAAGAUAUCCCCAAGGAAACAUGUUCUGAUCUUUUUUCUCCUAUAUUGACGGAAGAAGGACUCUGUUACACGUUUAAUAACUUAGGUGCUAAUGAACUUUUUAGAAUGGAAAACAUACACAAAGAUUAUCAGUAUCUUGAACAUCAAAACGUGGCAGAAUCUUGGAGUCUAGAAGAUGGUUACGCCCCGAUGACACCCAUAGAAACGUAUCCCCACAGAGGUUCUGGAUAUGGCGCAAAAGCCGGUUUGACAUUUCUGAUGAAAACAAAACAAAUCGAUUUGGAUUUUCUUUGCAGAGGGCCUGUUCAAGGAUUCAAGAUUUUACUACAUAACCCUGCAGAAUUACCUAGACUUUCGCAACAGUAUUUUCGGUCGCCUUUAUCGCAAGAAGUUGUUGUUGCUGUUAAACCAAAAAUGAUGACCACUUCUGAGGGUCUACGAGCAUAUGAUCCGAACAGACGACAAUGCUAUUUCCCUAGUGAGAGGUAUCUGAAAUAUUUUAAAAUCUAUACCCAAUCUAAUUGUGAGAUGGAAUGUUUAACAAACUUUACUUACGCACGAUGUGGCUGCGUUCAUUUUGGAAUGCCACAUGGCCCGGAGAUGAAGGUAUGCAAUGCGGGAAGCAUGGCUUGCAUUAAAAAAGUACAAAUGGAGCUCGUAGUAGCAGAAGUAGAAGCAGGUCUAGAGAAGAGGAAUGAAGAGAACGAUACGAUCGGCGAGGCGCGAAAGAUUGCCUCCCGCUGCAAAUGUCUGCCGGCGUGCACCUCCAUCGAGUACGAGGCGGAAACCUCCCAAGCAGACUAUGACUGGAAAGCUAUUUUUAGAGCGUACAAAUUAGAAAUUCCACCUGAAAUGAAUGACAUGAUGUAUUCACGUGUAAUGAUUUUCUUCAAAGAGCCACAAUUUAUAACAUCGCGCCGCUCUGAAUUGUACGGCCAGACAGACUUUUUAGCCAAUUGUGGCGGUCUACUGGGGCUUUUCAUGGGUUUCUCCAUUCUGAGUGUGGUGGAAAUUUUAUACUUUUUCACAUUAAGGUUAUGGUGUGUAGUAUGGAAUCGUCGCCGUAACAAGAAAAAUGCCUCUGAUCUUCAUCAAGCUGGAGAUAUGGAUGUAAAAUCCGACAAAUUAAAGCAAAAUUAUAAGGAUUAAAAAUUUCAUCUUCAUAAUAGAUAUAAUUUUUCCUUUUUACAAAUAUUGUCAAAAUAUUUAAGCAUAUUUCUUUGUCUAUUUCGCCGUUUGCGAAGAAGUUAUUCUAUUGUAUGUUUUAAAUGUGAAUAUUUUAAAUACGAAAUAAGAACC